Labeo rohita (rohu) is the source of this 1764-nucleotide messenger RNA. It is a transcript of the gene hagh, whose product is annotated as hydroxyacylglutathione hydrolase. Gene Ontology annotation, biological process: glutathione metabolic process. Gene Ontology annotation, cellular component: mitochondrion. NCBI's taxonomy places the organism in Eukaryota, Metazoa, Chordata, Actinopteri, Cypriniformes, Cyprinidae. The transcript has 9 exons. The record is from RefSeq and is a predicted model, not a curated record. Gene Ontology annotation, molecular function: hydroxyacylglutathione hydrolase activity. The coding region runs from base 81 to 992 and encodes 303 amino acids.
GUGGGCUGACUUGCACUCUAAACCAGACUUUCUACUUCCUCCCUGUUCUGGCUGUAAUAUCAGCCAGCUGAAGUCCUGAUAUGUUGUUCAGGUCGCUGGCGGUGAGUGCCUGCACUCUCGGUGUUCUCGGAGCUGUCUCGCAUAAAUUCGUUCCUACAGGUUUUUUUCACUCAGCUCUUAGGAAAUCGUCUCUGGUGGAACAGACAGACAUGAAGGUAGAACUGCUGCCUGCUCUUACUGACAAUUACAUGUACCUCCUCAUCGAUGAAGACACGAGGGAAGCAGCCAUAGUUGAUCCAGUAGAGCCUCAGAAAGUUGUAGAUGCGGUCAAAAAGCAUGGCGUGAAGCUCAAAACCGUCCUGACAACCCAUCAUCACUGGGAUCAUGCAGGAGGUAAUGAGAAGCUGGUGAAGCUUAUGCCGGGACUAACAGUGUACGGUGGAGAUGAUCGAGUGGGAGCUUUAACUCAGAAAGUCACACACUACAACACUUUCAAAGUGGGCUCUUUGAAUGUAAAGUGUUUGUUCACGCCGUGUCACACUACCGGUCACAUCUGCUAUUUUGUAACAAAAGAAAACAGCACUGAACCACCAGCCGUGUUUACAGGCGAUACUCUGUUCGUGGCCGGCUGUGGAAAGUUUUUUGAGGGUACUGCUGAUGAGAUGUAUAAAGCUCUGAUUGAGAUUUUAGGCCGUCUUCCUCCGGAAACGCGCGUGUACUGCGGUCACGAGUACACUAUCAAUAAUCUGAAGUUUGCACGGCAUGUCGAGCCAAAUAACGAGGCCAUCCAGAAAAAGUUAGCAUGGGCUAAGGAAAAAUACGAUAACGGAGAGCCAACCAUUCCCUCGACAGUGGCUGAGGAGUUCACGUUUAACCCCUUCAUGAGAGUGAGAGAGAAGUCAGUACAAGAGCAUGCUGGGACCAGUGACCCGAUUGAAGCCAUGAAAAACAUCCGUAAGGAGAAGGACGGCUUUAGAGUCCCGAAGAACUGAGCUUUUGGGCUUGUCUUUGUGAUGGUCGCCACCACUACGCUCAUCACUUUACUAACAAUAACAGGACAUGAGGCACAUGCAGAAACUCCAUUUACAGCAAAAGCACAAUUACUAAGCUGUUCAUUUUCGUGUUUCUUCUUUAAGGCAGCGUAUCGUCUUCAGCGAGCAAUACACAGGAUUGUUAACCUGUAAAACAAUGUAUUUAAACAAUUGCUGCAAGCCAUAGAUCAAAGAAAAACAUAUUAUUUAGAAUGAUUUCAUCACUGACUGAAUACAUUUACUCUGUUGAUUUGCAUUUAUAGAAAAUUCACACGCUGUAGGCAAAAUUGUAUUUACGUAAGGUUACGUAAGUUUUAUUUUUGACAUUUUCAGCUUUUGCAAAAAUCUAGUCCAUGAACCAACGCUAUGUGGUUAAAUUAUAGUUUUAUUUCAAAAUGUUUGUCUUAAUGUGCAAUGUUUUAUUUUGUAAAUCAAAAAUUAUUUUUAAGAUGUUAAAAAUCUUAAGAUGAAGCGAGGUGUUCUAGCAAAAUUAUAUUUGGUGUAUUUUUAUGUCCAUCAGAAAAUGAGAUUUGAUGAAAUUGCGUUUAUUUUGAUGUCUUUGGACGAUUUGAAUGUAAAAAAUAUUGAACACUGCAUACUGAUUUCAGCUUUUCGCCUUGUUUUAGCUCAGUCAUUGCUGCAGCAGAACUUGCACUUUUUGUCAUCAAAAAUAACAGAUAUUAAUCAUUAUAAUUAUAGUGUUCAAACCGAAUAAAGUCUUAAUGUAAAUAUA